Mauremys mutica (yellowpond turtle) is the source of this 2394-nucleotide messenger RNA. Its product is annotated as protocadherin gamma-B1-like. Gene Ontology annotation, biological process: homophilic cell-cell adhesion. Gene Ontology annotation, cellular component: plasma membrane. NCBI's taxonomy places the organism in Eukaryota, Metazoa, Chordata, Testudines, Geoemydidae. The record is from RefSeq and is a predicted model, not a curated record. The transcript has a single exon. The coding region runs from base 76 to 2394 and encodes 772 amino acids. Gene Ontology annotation, molecular function: calcium ion binding.
CUGUAUUUUUACUUCUUAUUCUCGUUGUUCUGCCCGACGCUCUCUGAGCAGCUUCGCUAUGCGAUUCCUGAGGAAAUGGCCAAAGGUUCCCUUGUGGGGAACCUCGCCAAGGAUUUGGGGAUGAAUGUCAGUGGACUGUCAUCCCGGAGCCUCCGUAUUGUCUCUAGUUCAAAAAGGCAGUAUUUCGUCAUUGGUGCAGAAACUGGAAACCUAAAUGUAAAUGACAGAAUAGACCGGGAAGAAAUAUGUGGAAAAUCUCCCCUUUGUGUUCUAAAUCUCGAAACGGUAAUUGAAAACCCUUUCAGCGUUUUUCAUGUGAUUGUAGAAAUCCAAGAUAUUAACGAUAAUCCGCCGUAUUUCACCAGAAGCAAUGUUGAUUUUAAAAUAAGUGAGUCCGCGCUACCCGGGGCUCGGUUUCCAUUAGAAAUGGCUCAAGAUCCCGAUGUUGGGAUCAACACAGUACAGAAUUACCAGCUCAGCCAGAAUCAGUACUUUGCCUUGUCAGUGAAGGAGAGCACAAAUGGCAAUAAAUACGCAGAAUUAGUUCUGGGUAAGCAUUUGGAUCGGGAGAAGCAAAGUUCCCAUCACUUGAUGUUUACGGCUGUGGAUGGGGGGGACCCAGUCAGAACUGGGACUGUUCAGAUAAAGAUUAAUGUUACUGACGCCAAUGACAAUCCUCCCGUAUUUACUGAAGAGAUCUACAAAGUCAGCCUGAGUGAAAAUCUACCACGGGGCUUCUUAGUGCUUCAGGUGAAAGCCACUGAUAAAGAUGAAGGGUUACAUGCAAAGAUUGUCUACUCUUUUAGCAACAUGCCCGACAGUAUAUCCAAACUAUUCAAGAUGGAUCCUGAUAACGGAGAAGUUAUAACUAAAUGGAAUCUGGAUUAUGAAAUGGCAAACAACUUCUUAUUGGAUGUGGAAGCGACCGACGGCGGAGGUCUGACUGCUCACUGUAAACUUCAAAUAGAAAUUAUUGACGAGAAUGACAAUGCCCCAGAGAUAACGCUGACAUCUGUGUCCAGUAUAGCCCCCGAAGACUCUUUGGCGGGGACAGUGAUAGCUUUGAUCAAUGUCAUUGAUAAAGAUUCUGCUGAAAACGGAAAGGUAAUUUGUCAUUUAGAAGAAAAAUUGCCUUUUAAAAUAAUAUCCUCUUCUAAUAACUACUACAAACUCGUCACAGACAGCACCCUGGACAGGGAAAGGACCCCGGAGUACAAUAUCACAAUCACCGCCACAGACAAAGGCUCUCCCCCCCUCUCCACCCAGAAAACCAUCCUAUUGCAGAUCGCGGAUAUCAAUGACAACGCCCCGGUCUUUGAGAAACCUUCCUACACCGCCUAUGUGCCAGAGAACAAUCCCUCGGGGGCCUCUAUUUUCAGUGUAAAAGCCUCAGACCGGGAUCUGGACCGGAACGCUCGAGUCACUUACUCCAUCCUGAGCAGCAACCUCGAGGAGGUGCCUCGCUCCUCCUACAUCUCCAUUAACUCCCACACCGGAGCUAUCUAUGCCCAGCGCUCCUUCGACUACGAGCAGUUCCGGGAGUUGGAAGUGCAAGUGCAGGCCCAAGACGGCGGGACCCCGCCUCUCAGCAGCAAUGUCACCGUCAGGGUGUUUAUUCUGGAUCAGAAUGAUAAUGCCCCUCGCAUCCUGUACCCUUCCCUGGCAGCCGAUGGCUCCGCCUUGUUCGAGAUGGUCCCUCGCUCGGCCGAGGCAGGUUAUCUGGUGAGUAAGGUGGUGGCGGUGGAUGCUGACUCAGGACACAAUGCCUGGCUCUCCUACCAUCUGCUCCAGGCCACGGAACCGACGCUCUUCGGCACGGGGCUGCACACCGGGGAGAUCCGGACAGUCCGCGCCUUUGCGGACAGAGAUGCUGUGAAGCACAGGCUGGUCACCCUGGUGAAGGACAACGGGCAGCCGCCUCUCUCCGCCACAGUGACACUCAACCUGGUGUUUGCCGAGAACUUUCAAGAGGCUCUUCCGGAAAUGAGCGACCAAUCGGGUGACUUGGCACCUCAGUCUGAUUUACAGUUUUACUUGGUGUUGGCUUUAGCCUCGAUCUUAUUUUUGUUCCUCCUGACAGUGACACUGGCCAUUGUGAUGAAAUUGCAAAGGUCAGGAAAAGCCACUGUUCUUCGAUGUUUGAAUUCUGACAUUUAUUCCAAGGACCAUCCCAGUUAUCCACCGAACUACUGCGAUGGGACUUUACCUUAUUCCUAUAAUCUCUGUUUAGCCACAACUACCAGUGAUAAUGGCCUUAAUUUCUUGAAAACCGAUGGUCAGAAUGAUACACCAGGGAAUAUUCUUUGCAGUAAUAACUCUGGAAUGUUGUAUCUGAGCAGCAACCAUAACGAACCAAACUCUCAAUCCGAAACUCUACCGAAGGUGAGCGAAUGA